CAGUGAUGACCUGUUACAGAUCGAGCGGCGCCUGGACACUGUGCGCUCCAUGUGCCACCAGUCCCACAAGCGCCUCGUCGCCUGUUUCCAGGGCCAGCACGGCGCCGAUGCUGAGCGGAGACACAAAAAACUCCCCCUGACGGCGCUGGCUCAGAAUGUGCAGGAAGCCUCGAGUCAGCUGGAGGACUCGCUCCUGGGGAAGAUGCUGGAGACGUGUGGAGAGGCUGAGAACCAGCUGGCUCUAGAACUUUCUCAGCAUGAGGUCUUCGUGGAAAAGGAGAUCGUGGACCCUCUGUAUGUCAUCGCAGAGGUGGAUAUUCCCAACAUCCAAAAACAGAGGAAACAGCUCGCCAAAUUGGUGCUGGACUGGGACUCAGUCAGGGCCAGGUGGAACCAGGCUAACAAAUUCCAGGGCCUCCCGUCCAAAAUAGAUACCCUAAAGGAAGAGAUGGAUGAAGCUGCCAAUAAAGUAGAACAGUGCAAGGACCAGCUUGCAGCUGACAUGUACAACUUCAUGGCCAAAGAAGGGGAGUAUGGCAAAUUCUUUGUGACGUUAUUAGAAGCCCAAGCAGAUUACCAUAGAAAAGCAUUAGCAGUCUUAGAAAAGGCCCUUCCCGAAAUGCGCGCCCAUCAAGAUAAGUGGGCAGAGAAGCCGGCCUUCGGGACGCCCUUGGAGGAGCACCUGAAGCGCAGCGGGCGGGAGAUCGCACUGCCCAUCGAGGCCUGUGUCAUGCUGCUCCUGGAGACGGGCAUGAAGGAGGAGGGCCUUUUCCGAAUCGGGGCCGGGGCCUCCAAGCUGAAGAGACUCAAGGCGGCUCUCGACUGCUCCACGUCUCACCUGGACGAGUUCUACUCGGACCCCCAUGCCGUGGCAGGUGCUCUGAAGUCCUAUUUGCGCGAACUCCCUGAACCCCUGAUGACCUUUCACCUGUAUGAAGAGUGGACCCAAGUUGCCAGUGUGCAGGAUCAAGACAAAAAACUUCAGGACUUGUGGACGAUAUGCCAGAAGCUGCCUACGCACAACUUUGUGAACUUUAGGUAUUUAAUCAAGUUCCUUGCCAAGCUUGCUCAGACCAGCGACAUUAAUAAGAUGACUCCCAGCAACAUUGCGAUUGUAUUGGGCCCUAACUUGUUAUGGGCCAAAAAUGAAGGGACGCUGGCUGAGAUGGCAGCUGCCACGUCCGUCCAUGUGGUCGCGGUGAUCGAGCCCAUCAUCCAGCAUGCUGACUGGUUCUUCCCCGGAGAGGUGGAAUUUAACGUGUCGGAAGCAUUCGUGCCUCUUGCCACCCCAAAUUCCAAUCACUCCUCCUCCCACACUGGAAACGAGUCUGACUCGUGCACCCUGGAGAGGAAGCGGCCGGCCAGCAUGGCAGUGAUGGAAGGGGACCUGGUGAAGAAGGAGAGCUUUGGUGUGAAGCUUAUGGACUUCCAGGCCCACCGGCGGGGUGGCACCCUAACUAGAAAGCACAUUUCCCCCGCUUUCCAGCCGCCACUCCCGCCUACGGAUGGCAUCUCCUUGGCUCCAGCGGGCCCAGAGCCCCCUCCCCAGAGCUCUAGGGCUGAGAGCAGCCCCGGGGGUGGGACGGUCCCCAACUCUGCGGGCAUGCUGGAGCAGGGGCCAUGCCCAGGCGAUGGCAGUCCUCCCAAACCCAAGGACCCUGCACCCGCCCCCGUGCCUGCACCCGCCCCCGGGAGAAACAGUAGUCAGAUGGCCCCCGGCCCGACAGCAGCCCAACCAGCAGCCGGCGCCCACCAGCUCUCCGUCGGCCCCGUGCACAAUUCUGCCGGCCCCAGUCCUCAUACUCUGCGCCGAGCUGUUAAAAAACCCGCUCCUGCGCCCCCGAAACCAGGAAACCCCCCUCCAGGCCAGCCCGGCGCCCAGAGCUCGCCAGGAGGGUCCCCGCACCCCCCCAGCCUGUCGCCCAAGCCCGCUGCCCGGAGCCCCUCGCCGCCCACGCAGCCCCCCAGCGGCGCCCCCAGACGCGCGUCCAGCAGCCUCCCACCCCUGCAGGCGCCCAGCCACCCGCCGCCGCAGCCCCCCGCGCCCGGCCCCAGCGAGCCGCCGCCGCACAGCCCCCCACAGACCCCCACGCCCCCCAGCACCCCGCCCCUGGGCAAGCAGAACCCUGGGGCGCCGAGCAACCCUGAGAGCGGAGCCCCGGCCAGGCCCAGACCUGUGCCCAAGCCCCGCAACCGACCCAGCGUGCCCCCGCCCCCGCACCCACCCGGCGCGCACCCGCCAGGGGAUGCCCACCCCGCUGCGCCCACCGCCUCCAAGAUCGUCACCGACGCCAGCCCUAGGGUUUCGGAUCCGCUUCGCAGCCUCUUCCCAGAAACGCAUUCAGAUCCCGCCAGCAAAGACCUACCCGGCCGCAUCCUGCUGGACAUGGACAACGACACAGAAAGCACGGCCCUGUGACGACUGCUCUCCCACACACACACCCCGCCCCUCCCCGGCCGGCACACACACACCGCUCUGGGCAGCCCACACAGCGACGGGCUUUCCGUGGAGGCCGCGGAGGCGGCCACGCAAAGCUGGAUGACCUGUGUCUUGAAGACGUUGGCUUCCUGGAGGCAGGAAGUCAGUCAUGCCAAAAAUCAACACACACACACAAAACAAAGCAGAGCAAACAAAAACAAAUCCCCUGUCUGUGGGAAACGCGUCCUCACGGAGACACGGCCGGGAAGCGACUGGGAGUGACUUGAGGCGCCAACUCUAUUUAAUGAAUCGCCCCGAUGAUUCAUCUCCAGACGAGCCCCCCUGCCGGCAGCCGGGCUCUCCACCACCGUGGGAGACCCCUCUGCAGACGCGUCCGGGAUGACAGAGCAUCUUUGUUUCUUCCCGUUGCCCCCCUCCCCCCGCAACCCGCGCCAGCUUUGAGGUGACCGCUGGAUCCGUCACCUCAGCAAACCAGACAGGACUUGCGCCCUGUGGCGUCACCAGGACACAGAGGCAGGAAUGGGCUGUCCUUUUUAAAAAAAGAAAAAAAAAGGAAAAAAACAACAAUGUAAUUGCAACUUGAUAAGGACCGAACAUUAUUCUAGUUUCAUGUUUAAUUGAAUUAAAUAUAUUCUGU
This is a messenger RNA of Sorex fumeus (smoky shrew), 3077 nucleotides long. RefSeq names its product Rho GTPase activating protein 17 (gene ARHGAP17). Gene Ontology annotation, biological process: regulation of Rac protein signal transduction; positive regulation of GTPase activity; regulation of actin cytoskeleton organization. Gene Ontology annotation, molecular function: protein binding; GTPase activator activity. NCBI's taxonomy places the organism in Eukaryota, Metazoa, Chordata, Mammalia, Eulipotyphla, Soricidae. The transcript is spliced from 19 exons. The record is from RefSeq and is a predicted model, not a curated record. Bases 50 to 2419 code for a protein of 789 amino acids. Gene Ontology annotation, cellular component: intracellular anatomical structure; cytosol; cytoplasm.